AUGGCGUCCCUCUGUCCAAAGGGUGAGCUAUGGCGGUCCAAGAAGAUGCAGCUGGUGCAGCUGAUUGUACAGAACGAUGCGGCGCACGCUGUCAUGUCUCACCUGGGCGAGCUGGGAAAGAUGCAGAUGCGUGACCUCAACGCCGGCACCUCCUUCUACAAGCGCUCCUUCGUGGACGAGGUUCGCGAGUGCGACGAGCUCGGCCGCAUCCUGCGCAGCAUUGGCGACGAGCUCGAUGCGGCCGGCAUCAAGCCUGCGCAGACGCGCGUUGACGUUCUCGAGCUUCCCGAGCUUGGCAAGGUCGACACGCAGCUGCGCGAGGUGGAGGUGGAGCUUGAGAGCCUCAAGGCGUCCCAGGCCCUCUUCGAGAAGAACCACAACGCCCUCGAGGAGCAGGCCAUCGUGCUCGCGAUGGGCAAAAACUUCUACAACACUGGCGAGGGGGCGCUCGCCUCCCGGGAGCUCGAGGCCGACAACGAGCUCCUCUCCCUCUCCGAGUUUGGCGCGCCGAGCAGGUGGCGCGGUCACCGCCCCUCUCCGGCCCCGCCGCCGCCUCUCACCGGCCCUCCCCGCGCCCUCAGCUCAAUGCUCGGCGUCGUGGCCGGUGUCGUCAAGACGGAGUUCGUCGCCUCGCUCGAGCGCAUCCUCUUCCGCGCCACGCGCGGCAACUGCGUCUUCCAGCAGAAGCGGAUCAAGAAGCUGCUCCUCGACGCCGGCACCGCCAAGGACGGCCCCGAGCUCACGCAGAAGAGCUUCUUCAUGGUCUUCUUCACUGGUGGCGUGCUCGGGGACAAGGUGUCCAAGAUUGCAACCUACUUUGGAGCCACCCUGUACAAGUACCCCGACCUGCCGGGGGAGCACGCGAGGAUGGUGGUCGAGGUCGACCGGCGGCUCACCGAGUCCUCCGAGGUGCUCGCACGCUCGACGGCCAUCCUCAACAAUGCGCUGCAGAGGUGCGCGCACGACUAUGCGCUCUGGACGCACGUGGUGGGGCGCGAAAAGAUGGUCUACGACGCGCUCAACAAGUGCGAGUUCGACAUCAAGCGCCACGUCUUCAUCGCAGAGGGCUGGGUUUGCACAGACGAGUACGAGAUGAUCCACGCCGAGCUCCAGCGAGCGGCAAUCUCGCGCGGCCUCGACACGCGCCCCAUCAUGAACCAGCUGCGGUCGCGGCUGACCCCUCCCACCUACGUGCCGACCAACAGCUUCACGAGCGGGUUCCAGGCGCUCGUCAACACGUACGGCACGCCGCGCUACCGCGAGGUGAACCCGGGCGCCUUCUGCUGCAUCCUCUUCCCCUACCUUUUCGGCAUCAUGUUUGGCGACUUUGGGCACGGCCUGCUCUUUGCCCUCUUUGGGCUGUACCUCAUCUCCAAGGAGAAGGAGUGGGAGGGCAAGGACCUCGGCGACAUGCUCGAGAUGGUGUACGGUGGCCGCUACAUCUGCUUCCUCAACGGCGUCUUCGGCGCCUUUGUCGGCCUCCUCUACAACGAGGCGUUCGCCUUCCCGAUGGGCUUCUUUGGCACCUCUCGCUGGUUGGGCCCGGGGGGCGAGACGUGCGCGAAUGGCGAGGACUGCGAACUCUCGCCCGAGCUGGGAAUCUACCCGGUUGGGAUCGACCCCAUCUGGCACGUAACGGAGAACAAGAUCACCUUCUUCAACUCGCUCAAGAUGAAAAUCUCGAUCGUGGUCGGCGUGCUGCAGAUGUCGCUCGGCGUCUUCCUCUCGCUGCUCAACCACCUCGAGUACAAGGACUACAAGAAGGUUGUCUUCCAGUUCAUCCCCGAGAUUGUCUUCUUUGAGGGCAUCUUCGGCUACCUCGUCCUAACCAUCUUUUACAAGUGGGCGACGGACUGCGGGCCCGACGGUAGCACGGUCGGGAGCUACGUCGACAAGCUGGGUCCGAACGCCGGGCAGCUCAAGGUCUGCAUCUCGCCGAUGCAGUCCUCCAUCCAGGGCACCCUGCUCAUCGCCGCCUUCUGCGCCGUGCCGGUGCUGCUCCUCGCCAUCCCGUUCAUCGAGAUUUACCAGCACUCGGGCAAGCGCGGCAACCAGUCGUACGCGAACCUCGACGAUGACACCGACGGCGCCCAGCCGGCCCCAGCCGGAGAGGAGCACCACGAGUUCUCUGCCGGCGAUGCCUUCAUUCACCAGGGCAUCCACACGAUCGAGUUUGUGCUCGGCGGCAUCUCAAACACGGCGUCGUACUUGCGGCUCUGGGCGCUCUCGCUCGCGCACUCGCAGCUCGCCGAGCUCUUCAAGGACAUGAUCCUUGGCUCGGGCCUCAAGUCGCGUAUCGAGAACCCGUAUCUCGCAGCGUUCGUCCUCUUCAUCGCGUUCUCGAUGUGGGCCAUCAUCUCACUCGUGGUGCUCAUGGCGAUGGAGAACCUCUCCUCCUUUCUGCACGCGCUGCGGCUGCAGUGGGUCGAGUUCCAGAACAAGUUCUACUACGGUGACGGCCAAAAGUUCUCGCCCUUCACCUUUGCGGCCAUCGGACAGGCGGAGGAAUAA
Emiliania huxleyi CCMP1516 is the source of this 2511-nucleotide messenger RNA. RefSeq lists its product as hypothetical. Gene Ontology annotation, biological process: vacuolar acidification; proton transmembrane transport. Gene Ontology annotation, cellular component: vacuolar proton-transporting V-type ATPase complex; vacuolar proton-transporting V-type ATPase, V0 domain. Gene Ontology annotation, molecular function: proton-transporting ATPase activity, rotational mechanism; ATPase binding. Bases 1 to 2511 code for a protein of 836 amino acids. The transcript has 3 exons. NCBI's taxonomy places the organism in Eukaryota, Haptophyta, Isochrysidales, Noelaerhabdaceae. The record is from RefSeq and is a predicted model, not a curated record.